CGAUAUCUAACACUCCACAAACUCUUCAGUCUUACGAGGCGUACCAUGGCCUAACAGCGCCUUGAUCCGAACUUUACCUAAUUUACUAACCAUGCCUCAUGAUGCUAAUUUCGCGGGCGACCGCCUUCGACUGGCCUCGUUCCUGCGAGUCAUGGAGAAGGGCAUGCCACAGCGUCCCUCACGGUUCAAGCAACGCCUUCAGGGUGUUGAUCAGCCUGAUACAUCUCGCCCAUUUUCUCCUGGCUCUCUCGGUCUUACUAAUACCGUCGAAGAAGCGGCCAUUGCAAAGGGUACUGAAGCCUUUCAGGUUGACGACAAUCAGAUGCUUGUUGUAAAUGGCGAUAUUGUCCACGGCAACCCGCGAUCUCCGGCAUCCAGCAAACCUCGUGGGGUUUCCAGCGCUCGGAAAAGGCACCUUCCUGUACAAGAACUUGCUCUACUGCGAACGACAACUUCAGAUGGCUUGCCUGAGCCGAGCGAUGCAAACACUGUCUUUGCCGCGCCCAUUACAGAUGUUGAUCCCAUAGAAGACAGCCAAGUCAAGACUUCAUUGAUAGUACUUGAGGACAAGGCGAUAUCGAAGCAGAGAACUGACCCGUCGCCUUGUAAGGCUCGGAAGCCCACCGAAGGCCGUUUCACUAGUAUUCGCCCGACAAACAGUCCAACUCGCAUCUAUCAGAGGCUUCCCGUACUUAGCAACAGCAACAGCAAGCAGAAAUCACAACUAUGCUUCGCACGUGCUUCUGAUGGGUUUAUCGGAUCUGAGCGUGGUUUCGUUAUGAAAAAAAGGCCUCGUCCACGCCGAAAGGCUGCCCCAGUAGGGAAGAGACUCGCCCAAGUUGGAGGGCUCACCUUGGCAAGCGGUUUCCUUCCUGUGCCUGCACUGGUAUCCAUGGAGCGCAUUAACUCACCAUGUCUCGAUCAAUCACAUGUUCCAGUUGUGCUCGAGCACUUUCAAGAAAGGGAAAGAUCGGGACAACUCCCCAUGGCAAGGCGCCAAAGCGGUGUGGAAGUUGAAUCAACUACAAAACAGCGCUCACAGCAGUGGGAUAAGACAGUCUACAAUCAACUUUCCAGCAUUACUGCCCCUGUGAGGCGUUUCUCCGAGAGCUCUGAAUCAGUGUCCCCAGCCGAAGAGAACUGUUGGUGCAGCGAAGAUGACAGCGACAUAGACACCAAUAAUGGCGUCAACGGAGCACGAUUUCUACACUUAGGCCGCACUCCCAGUUUCGCAGACGACACAAGUUAUUUCGAGCACGCAAUGCACCAUCUGGGCUUUGCAGAAGGUGUAUAUGAAAAAUCCUGGUCGCAGUACAAUAUGACUGACUGAGGGCUUUACCUGUGUCUUUUCAGGCGACACGCGAAAUGUGACUGUCUCAGUCCGUUUCCGAGGGGUUUGCUUCCUUUCAACCUGAUGU
Molecule: messenger RNA, 1418 nt
Organism: Cucurbitaria berberidis CBS 394.84
Lineage: Eukaryota; Fungi; Ascomycota; Dothideomycetes; Pleosporales; Cucurbitariaceae
Exons: 3
Coding region: 92-1330 (412 amino acids)
Source: RefSeq, a predicted model, not a curated record